This is a messenger RNA of Lodderomyces pseudojiufengensis, 264 nucleotides long. RefSeq lists its product as uncharacterized. NCBI's taxonomy places the organism in Eukaryota, Fungi, Ascomycota, Pichiomycetes, Serinales, Debaryomycetaceae. The record is from RefSeq and is a predicted model, not a curated record. Bases 1 to 264 code for a protein of 87 amino acids. The transcript is spliced from 2 exons.
AUGGGAAACAUCAAUAAUGAAAAAUUGACAAAAGAUAAAAUUGAAUCAUUGGAAUAUGAAAGCAAAAGUGUUCAAAAGAUAUUAAUAGACUACAUUGAAUGGUCUAACAUUUUAACUGACGUUAAUGAUGAUUCUGUCAAUUGUUUGAAAAAUGAAGCUGAAAGAAAGGGCAUGGAAAUUGAAAUUAUUAGACCUGAAUAUGGUCUUGCAGCUAUUGAGUUAAAUAAAAUAUUAAUGACAGCACUGCUUCAAGACCAUCUUUAA